CGAAUAGUAUUAUCAUGGUAUAAUACUUAUAUUAUAUAUAUAUAUUUAGGCCUGUUCAACAGUUUAAACAUACAUUAUCAUGGUAUAAGUAUUACUGUUUCAAGGUAAAACACCAAAUAGGCUACUCUGUGCUAUAGGGGUUACAUGAACAGUAUAACAGAGACCCCCAUUUUCAACCCUUAUCCGAAAAAUCCUUUAAAUUUGAGAAGUAGCCUAUUGAUGAGAGAUAAAAACACUACGUGAGGGUCAAGCAAUGAGGAUGUUUGCUACCUGAAACCUCCAAUGACUGAUUUGGUUGUCCAGUUACAAAGACCAAUACGAUAUGCGAACCCCCUGACGUGUGCCUUCAAAGAGCGGGACCUGUACAAUUUACAAUGUAUUCUGCGAGAAUUCAGGGCAUGAUGGGCAUUGUUUGUUGACAAUUGUUUAAUUGUAUCCAUUAAAUGCAGCUUCUUUCUUUCCACUCCUGAUCACAUACUGUAAAUCUGUGCCUUGAAAUUAUGGUACAGACAGUCCUGCCACACUUGUCAAUUAUGUCACUACAAUUACACAUAAUCUGCUGAACCACGUUUAUAUCGCGCAAGUAUUCAAAAUUAACAUAUCUAUAUUUGUACUUUUGUAGGCCUAUUUCUGAAAAUCUACUUAAAAAACGGACCGCUUCAGUAAAAGCCAUUCCUAGCUUGCAGCACCCAGAAGUGAACAGAUGGCGACCCGGAAGGUCUGAAGUAACUCCGACUGAAGACAAGCAAAAAUAACCUUUUAUCAAAUAUAAUAAAAUCUACAAUCGAGGUGUCAGGUUUGUAUACAUUUGUUUCCCGAUUAUAUUCUGCGUGGCAUUCUAAAAACGUUCGGCUGCCUCAAUGCUAUUUUGAAAGCAGUUAUUGCUACCAUUUCAGUCGUAAAAAGUUACCAACAUAAAUAAUACUAGUGUAUUACCAAUCCAUUUUUGAAUAUGGCAACAUUCUAGUUCUAUUAUGAAUGUAGCAAAAAUAAUUCGCCAGAUGAAAUGCAGUUAUGCUUGCUACUUCGGGAAUAAAUUGUGGAUUUGGAUAGCGAACAGUUACCGUAACGCAUUGCAUUUUGCAAUGCAUGCUUUGUUGUGGGAAGUGUCUUAUUUUUUUUAUUCCUCGAGCCGGGCUAUUCAAACCUGUACAUCUAAGUAAACAAUCAUUCGAACACUUAAUACAAAUAAACGGAUGACACAUUUGCAUGCAUCGAGUCUCGUUUUUAAUUGUGGGAUCUGUAAAUGUGGGAUCUGCAGAAUAUGGCGUCCCGACCUUACAAAAAUAAGACAGGCUGCCAUUUUUGUUUUCCUUUUGUCUGAAAUGUUUUAAUAAAACUGUCUGAGAAUGUGGGAGAGGCAUUGGAGCGAGGCACAAGCUAUGGGGAUUGGAGUUGCUCUGCAGUCAAAAUGCACCUUAUUGGAUGUUUUUAUGUGUUUGCACUUUAGGUUCUAAAGGUAUUGUUUUUAUCUGGAAAUAAACGCUGAUUUACCGAUAGAAUAAAGGACCAAAUGGCUGAACCUCGUUUUAAUAAUCCCUACUUCUGGCCUCCACCCCCCACCAUGCCUGGGCAGAUGGAUAAUAUUGUGUUGAUCAACAAGAUCAAGGAACAGCUGAUGGCUGAGAAGAUCAGACCACCCCACCUGCCGCCUUCCACAGUUCCCUCCCCUCAGCAACGACUGGGGAAUCCUACACAGACAGGAGGUGGGCAGCAAGUCCAGAUGUCAGUACAGAAACUGCAGCAGAUGCAACAAGGUCUCCAUGUCCACAGCUCAUCCCAGCCAGACAUUGCCCUGCACCCCCGGACGGGCUCCAGCUCAGUCGCAGGACGUAUUCUUGGUGAUGUAAAUUUGAAUCUGGACGAUAAGACGGCUAUAAAAGCAAGAGGAUUGUGGGAAGACUGGCAUUUGCGUCAAAUCAUUGACCAACCCUCUAGAACGAAUCACCUAUCAGGUCUGGCACUUUCCUCUCGAACUGGCAACCAUAACACCUCCAUCACUCUGACCACACCCACCUCCAACAGCCAGAGCCAGCUAGGCGGAGCCCUCUCGCCUCAUGUCCUCUCCAGCUUGGCCAGUGGCCCUGGGAUGGAGCAAAUCAAAAGUAACGGGGGCCUUGCUGGACUGCUGGGGCGAGGGCGUAAGAAGAUAAAAGCAGAGAACAGUGGUGGCCCUCUGUUGGUGGUGCCUUACCCAAUCCUCGCUUCAGGCAACGACCAAUCCUGCCACAACAUCAUCCCCAAAGAGGGCAAAUGCUACAGGUGUAAAUUGUGCCCACUGACCUUCUUCUCCAAGUCAGACAUGCAGAUGCACUCCAAGUCCCACACAGAGGUCAAGCCACACAAGUGUCCCUACUGCUCCAAAUCUUUCACCAACGCAUCCUACCUGGCCCAGCACCUCCGCAUUCACCUGGGUGUCAAACCUUAUCACUGCUCUUACUGCGAGAAAUGCUUCCGUCAGCUCUCCCACCUGCAGCAGCACACAAGAAUUCACACUGGGGAUCGGCCCUAUAAAUGUGCCCAUCCAGGUUGUGAAAAAGCCUUCACCCAGCUCUCCAAUCUGCAGUCUCACCAGAGACAGCACAACAAAGACAAGCCCUACAAGUGUCCAAACUGCUACCGUGCCUACUCGGACUCAGCCUCAUUGCAGAUUCACUUGUCUGUGCAUGCCAUCAAAAACGCCAAGGCCUACUGCUGCAGCAUGUGUGGCAGAGCCUACACCUCAGAGACCUACCUUAUGAAGCACAUGUCUAAACACACGGUGGUGGAGCACCUGGUGAGCCAUCACUCUCCACAGAGGACAGGGUCUCCUAAUAUCCCCAUACGGAUAUCCCUCAUCUGAGCAAUUCACCUUGACACCCUACCCCUGACCCUCAUGGAGGAACCCCCUGUAAGGUCACCCCUCCACUUUAGCGUAAUCAAUCCUAGAUAUGGGAUUUUAUUUGUUUGUUUUCCCCUAUGCGGGUUCCAAAAAUGUGCCAGACUGUAUUUGUACCUUUUCAAAAGAUGCCAGACUCUUUUUAUUUAUUUUUUGUAUUUUGUGGUUGGGGAAUGUUUGGGACAUCCAAAAAUGAUUUUACAGCACUUUCAGGCCUCAUGGUAGAGUAAAAACCUUUUUGGCCUAUGCUAAGACAUUAAAAAGCAUUGCUCCAGGCAGCUAAAAACAUUCACCCUAGGUGUUAUAAAGCAUUAAAUGACCACUUUUUUAUAUUGUUAUUCUCCCUUUACUCUUUGCAAAAGUAUAUUUGCAUUGGGAACUUUUGUCUUCCUUUUAGUUAGGCCAAGAAGAUGAAUAGCUAAAUCCUUUAUUCAAGCAUUUUUUGUACCAAUCCUAAUGUCAAUGUUUGCAUCAUUUUGUUACUUAAAAAGAAAAUGUUCUCAAGUAAGCUUUAUCACAUUUAAGUAUGUCUUUUAGACAACAAUGCACACAAAAUACUUUCCAAUUGGAGGGUCAAUACCUAUGUGUUAUUGUUGUAGUUGUAUUUUUCAUCUUGUUAUUGUCCAUGGUAUUUAAAAGGAAACUGUUCAAGGCUAUCCUGAAGAGCACUAAAAUAUAUAUUUUGAAUCAGAUGCUGAUAUUUGUAGAACCUUCAAUGUUUUGGUUUGCUGAAUUGAUAAGCACUGCCAUGUAUUGAAGAAAUGAAAUGGUCCAUUAUGGAAUUGACAUACAGUGCAUUCGGAAAUGAUUCAGACCCCUUCCCCUUUUCUACAUUUUGUUACGUUACAGCCUUUUCUAAAAUGGAUUAAAUCAAAUCUACACGCAAUACCCCAUAAUGACAAAGCGGA
Messenger RNA from Oncorhynchus gorbuscha (pink salmon), 3786 nucleotides. RefSeq names its product zinc finger protein 362-like. The transcript has 9 exons. Gene Ontology annotation, molecular function: DNA-binding transcription factor activity, RNA polymerase II-specific; RNA polymerase II cis-regulatory region sequence-specific DNA binding. Gene Ontology annotation, biological process: regulation of transcription by RNA polymerase II. NCBI's taxonomy places the organism in Eukaryota, Metazoa, Chordata, Actinopteri, Salmoniformes, Salmonidae. The record is from RefSeq and is a predicted model, not a curated record. Bases 1514 to 2842 code for a protein of 442 amino acids. Gene Ontology annotation, cellular component: PcG protein complex; transcription regulator complex.